UAUCAGAGCCCGUUUCCAGAUCAGGCUAUGUGCAUACCCAGGUUACCCAGUACUAGGGGUCAGCUGAUGUCUAAUCUAUAUUUGUUUAUACUCUUUCAAUAAGAUAGAGCAUAUUUAUAACACUAGAACGUGUAAUUUACAGGCGUGAUAGCUUUAAGACAUAAAGCCGGUGCCCCUUGAAACCACGCUUGCAGAAAAGUGUGCUAUUUGAUUAAUAAUUUGCAGCGAUGGAAAUAAGUUUCAAAGGAAAGCGGGCUUUGGUAACUGGCGGGGGACGAGGAAUUGGCAAGUCCAUAGCCGAGGCGUUACUGAAGUGCGGGGCAGAGGUGGUGGUGCUAGAAAAGAUUGAAGAGGACCUGAAUAAAUUCAAAAAGGAAGAGCCAAGCAUAAUUCCGUUGCAAUGCGACCUGACGGACUGGGACGCGACCCGGAAGGCGGUGGAGGGGGUGGGGCCAAUCCAUAUGCUGGUGAACAGCGCGGGGGUGGCCGCGAUCACGCCCUUCCUUGACGUCACGAAAAGCGAGCUAGAUUGGGUAUUCAGCGUUAACUAUCAAGCAAUUGUGAAUGUUUCCCAGGUGGUGGUGAAGGGCAUGGUGGAGCGCGGGCAGGGCGGAGCGAUUGUCAACAUCUCUAGCAUGACGACCAAUGUCGCCUUCCCCGAGCACACCUCCUACUGCUCCAGUAAGGGCGCCGUCGACACGCUAACCAGAGUUAUGGCCCUUGAGUUGGGACCACACCAGAUCCGCGUGAACGCAAUUCAUCCGACGAUCGUAAUGACGGACAUGGGCCGGCGGGCUUGGGAGGACCCCAAUAAGCACAUGAAGUACCUUGUCCGCACUCCCAUGGGACACUUCGCAGACCCGACCGACGUUGCAGACGGCACGGUGUUCCUGCUCAGUGACAUGGCCAAGAUGGUGAGCGGAACCAUCCUGCACAUCGACGGCGGGUUCACUGCCAACUAGACAACAAUCUAGAGACACCAAUCCAAUCACAGCCGCACAGGGUGCAAUUGGGCUCCGUUAUUGCAUGAUUCAAGACUGCCUCUGCUUAUAUUUUGUCCUGGGAAAACUGAGUUUAAAGGGGCCUUUUUACAGA
Molecule: messenger RNA, 1095 nt
Organism: Dreissena polymorpha
Lineage: Eukaryota; Metazoa; Mollusca; Bivalvia; Myida; Dreissenidae
Product: L-xylulose reductase-like
Exons: 7
Coding region: 228-962 (244 amino acids)
Biological process (GO): glucose metabolic process; xylulose metabolic process
Molecular function (GO): L-xylulose reductase (NADPH) activity; carbonyl reductase (NADPH) activity
Source: RefSeq, a predicted model, not a curated record